AACGGGAUUAAAGUGUUCGUCGACAUCUCAGGCGACGCAUCCUCCUCCUUGCGUAGCGGUGUCUAGGCCUCCGGCAUUUCAUUGAAGCGGCCAUCCUUCUUCUCCGAUCUGCCUGAACAGCUCGAUUCGAUCCGGUAUGUCUUUACUCAGUAUUUUUGUAUCCUAAGGUUAUUUUUCAGAUUCGAGUAAAAUCUAUACGUUUAUUUUCAAUCAGAUGCUAAGAUGAGAUUUGCAGAUUAAUCGUUUACUAGCACUAUAGCAGGUCGAUAGUUUUAUCGGAAUUUCGUUUCCUAGCAGGUCAAUUUGGUUUAUUAGCAGGGUUUAGGGCUUAGUAGCUUUACCGGAAUUUAUUGGCUCCGUUUGUUCUGUUGCAGGUCAAUAGUUUUACUGGAAUUCUCGUUCUGUAAACACUUCCCCAACCUGAAGAAAUGGUCGGAUGGCAUCGGAAUCUGCCUUCCUUGCUGCGUCAGGCUGGGAGACGAUUUGGACAUCCACAUACUGUGAUUUCCAACUCCUGCUUUCACGCUAAGGCUUCUCCAGUUAUCGGGCAGGUAUCUUAUUCCAAUAGUAUGAGAAAUUUGCUUCGUCCAUGCAUCCCAAGGACGUCAUUCCAAUAUCUACAGACAUCUGGGCUCUCUGGCUCGAGAGCAUUGCGCGAUGAUGCAACACCCGUAUCUUCCCUAUUAACACCACAAAUAACAUCAGGUGAUGGUAAAACUGAGGCUGGGAAAGCAAUCUUGAAGCCCUCUACAGUUCAGGCAGUUUUGAAAGGAAUAAAACAGAGUCCAAAAAAAGUAAACCUGGUGGCUGCAUUAGUUCGUGGAAUGCGUGUUGAAGAUGCGUUGUUACAGUUGCAAGUGACAGUCAAGCGAGCUGCAAAAACAGUUUACCAGGUUAUACAUUCAGCUCGAGCAAAUGCUACCCACAAUCAUGGGUUAGACCCAGCCCGUCUUCUUGUUGCGGAGGCAUUUGUGGGGAAAGGACUCUAUCUGAAGAGGGUAUCUUACCACGCCAAGGGCAGGUCUGGUGUAAUGGAAAGGCCACGGUGUAGACUGACAGUUGUGGUCAGGGAGAUCACUCCCGACGAGGAGGCUGAGAUUGCUAAACUGAAAGUCGUCAAGUUCCGGAAGCUCACGAAACGCGAACACCGCCUGGUCCCACAUAAGCUCAUCGAGACGACUCCAGUGUGGGCCCGCAGAACGAAAUCUAGGAAUAACAGACCAGUUGCCGAUGAUGAUGUUGCUGCUGCUGCUUGAGCUGGUGUGGUGUCGCGUCCUUGGUAAACAUCUGCCUGAAUUUUUUGUCUUAAAUCUUUUUUUUUCUUUUGUCAAACUAAUUCAGAGCCUAAAUGUGCUGCUUGAUGUUUUUAAGUUCAUUAUAAGAGAUGAUUAUUCGAUUCACCCAACUUUAGGGCCAUUUUGGCGAAUACUCUCCCUAUGAAUAUCUCUUUGGUUAUUUUGUAUUAAUUUUUCUAAGUGUUGUUCACGUGUUCAUCAUGGUUCAUCCCUAAAAAUAAAUGUGAAUAAUUCCU
Cuscuta campestris is the source of this 1531-nucleotide messenger RNA. The record is from the annotation of a GenBank genome assembly. Lineage: Eukaryota; Viridiplantae; Streptophyta; Magnoliopsida; Solanales; Convolvulaceae.